This is a messenger RNA of Pelobates cultripes (western spadefoot toad), 4472 nucleotides long. Lineage: Eukaryota; Metazoa; Chordata; Amphibia; Anura; Pelobatidae. The record is from the annotation of a GenBank genome assembly.
AUGGAAUCCCUACACAUCCUGUUUUUGUGGAGGUAAUAUCACCAGAGCACUCAGGUUAUCAUCCUAUCCCUGGAUUAUACUACGAACUAUGAUCUGGGAAAUACCAGCACCUUGGAUAGUACCUGCACUCCAUAUAAUACUCACACCCUGGGCAGUACUAGCACUUUGGAUAUGACCUGCACUCUAAAUAAUACUCACACCCUGAGAACUACCAGCACCUUGGAUGGUACCUGCACUCCAAAUAAUACUCACACCCUGGAAAAUACCAGCACCUUGGAUGGUACCUGCACUCCAAAUAAUAUUAACAUCCUGGGAAUUACCAGCACCUUGGAUGGUACCUGCACUCCAAAUAAUAUUCACAUCCUGGGCAGUACCAGCACCUUGGAUAGUGCCUGCACUCCAAAUAAUACUCACACCCUGAGAACUACCAGCACCUUUGAUGGUACCUGCACUCCAAAUAAUAUUCACAUUCUGGGCAGUACCAGCACCUUGGAUAAUACCUGCAUUCCAAAUAAUACUCACACCCUGGGCAGUAUCAGCACCUUGGAUAGUGCCUGCAUUCUAAAUAAUACUCACACCCUGGGAAGUAUCAGCACCAUGGACUGUACCUGCACUCCAAAUAAUACUCACACCCUGGGAAGUAUCAGCACCAUGGACUGUACCUGCACUCCAAAUAAUACUCACACCCUGGGAAGUACCAGCACCUUGGAUAGUACCUGCACUCCAAAUAAUACUCACACCCUGGGAAGUACCAGCACCUUGGAUAUUACCUGCACUCCAAAUAAUACUCACACCCUGGGCAGUACCAGCACAUUGAUACUGCCUGCACUCCAAAUAAUACUCACACCCUGGGAAAUACCAGCCCCUUGGAUGGUACCUGCACUCCAAAUAAUACUCACACCCUGGGAAAUACCAGCCCCUUGGAUGGUACCUGCACUCCAAAUAAUACUCACACCCUCAGAAUUACCAGCACCUUGGAUAGUGCCUGCACUCCAAAUAAUACUCACACCGUGGGCAGUACCAGCACCUUGGAUGGUACCUGCACUCCAAAUAAUACCCACACCGUGAGCAGUACCAGCACCUUGGAUGGUACCUGCACUCCAAAUAAUACCCACACCGUGGGCAGUACCAGCACCUUGGAUGGUACCUGCACUCCAAAUAAUACCCACACCGUGGGCAGUACCAGCACCUUGGAUAGUGCCUGCACUCCAAAUAAUACUCACACCCUCGGAAGUACCAGCACCUUGGAUAGUGCCUGCACUCCAAAUAAUACUCACACCCUGGGAAGUCCCAGCACCUUGGAUAGUGCCUGCACUCCAAAUAAUACUCACACCCUGGGAAAUACCAGCCCCUUGGAUGGUACCUGCACUCCAAAUAAUACUCACACCCUGGGAAGUACCAGUACCUUGGAUAAUACCUGCACUCCAAAUAAUACUCACACCCUGGGAAGUACCAGCCCCUUGGAUGGUACCUGCACUCCAAAUAAUACUCACACCCUGGGAAGUACCAGUACCUUGGAUAAUACCUGCACUCCAAAUAAUACUCACACCCUGGGAAGUACCAGUACCUUGGAUAAUACCUGCACUCCAAAUAAUACUCACACCCUGGGAAGUACCAGUACCUUGGAUAAUACCUGCACUCCAAAUAAUACUCACACCCUGGAAGGUACCAGCACCUUGGAUGGUACCUGCACUCCAAAUAAUACUCACACCCUGGAAGGUACCAGCACCUUGGAUGGUACCUGCACUCCAAAUAAUACUCACACCCUCGGAAAUACCAGCACCUUGGAUGGUACCUGCACUCCAAAUAAUACCCACACCGUGGGAAAUACCAGCCCCUUGGAUAGUGCCUACACUCCAAAUAAUACUCACACCCUGGGAAAUACCAGAACCUUGGAUAAUAGCUGCACUCCAAAUAAUACUCACACCCUGGGAAGUACCAGCACCUUGGAUGGUUCCUGCACUCCAAAUAAUACUCAAACCCUGGGAAGUACCAGCACCUUGGAUAGUGCCUGCACUCCAAAUAAUACUCACACCCUGGGAAGUACCAGCACCUUGGAUAGUACCUGCACUCCAAAUAAUACUCACACCCUGGGCAGUACCAGCACCUUGGAUAUUACCUGCACUCCAAAUAAUACUCACACCCUCGGAAGUACCAGCAACUUGGAUGGUACCUGCACUCCAAAUAAUACUCACACCCUGGGAAGUCCCAGCACCUUGGAUAGUGCCUGCACUCCAAAUAAUACUCACACCCUCGGAAGUACCAGCACCUUGGAUGGUACCUGCACUCCAAAUAAUACUCACACCCUGGGAAGUCCCAGCACCUUGGAUGGUACCUGCACUCCAAAUAAUACUCACACCCUGGGAAGUCCCAGGACCUUGGAUAAUACCUGCACUCCAAAUAAUACUCACACCCUGGAAGGUACCAGCACCUUGGAUGGUACCUGCACUCCAAAUAAUACUCACACCCUGGAAGGUACCAGCACCUUGGAUGGUACCUGCACUCCAAAUAAUACUCACACCCUCGGAAGUACCAGCACCUUGGAUAGUGCCUGCACUCCAAAUAAUACUCACACCCUGGGAAAUACCAGAACCUUGGAUAAUACCUGCACUUCAAAUAAUACUCACACCCUGGGCAGUAUCAGCACCUUGGAUAGUGCCUGCACUCCAAAUAAUACUCACACCCUGGGAAGUACCAGCACCUUGGAUGGUACCUGCACUCCAAAUAAUACUCACACCCUGGAAGGUACCAGCACCUUGGAUGGUACCUGCACUCCAAAUAAUACUCACACCCUCGGAAGUACCAGCACCUUGGAUAGUGCCUGCACUCCAAAUAAUACUCACACCCUGGGAAAUACCAGAACCUUGGAUAAUACCUGCACUUCAAAUAAUACUCACACCCUGGGCAGUAUCAGCACCUUGGAUAGUGCCUGCACUCCAAAUAAUACUCACACCCUGGGAAGUACCAGCACCUUGGAUGGUACCUGCACUCCAAAUAAUACUCACACCCUAGAAGGUACCAGCACAUUGGAUGGUACCUGCACUCCAAAUAAUACUCACACCCUCGGAAGUACCAGCACCUUGGAUAGUGCCUGCACUCCAAAUAAUACUCACACCCUGGGAAAUACCAGAACCUUGGAUAAUACCUGCACUUCAAAUAAUACUCACACCCUGGGAAGUCCCAGCACCUUGGAUGGUACCUGCACUCCAAAUAAUACUCACACCCUGGGAAGUACCAGGACCUUGGAUAAUACCUGCACUCCAAAUAAUACUCACACCCUGGGAAGUCCCAGCACCUUGGAUGGUACCUGCACUCCAAAUAAUACUCACACCCUGGGAAGUACCAGGACCUUGGAUAAUACCUGCACUCCAAAUAAUACUCACACCCUGGAAGGUACCAGCACCUUGGAUGGUACCUGCACUCCAAAUAAUACUCACACCCUGGAAGGUACCAGCACCUUGGAUGGUACCUGCACUCCAAAUAAUACUCACACCCUCGGAAGUACCAGCACCUUGGAUAGUGCCUGCACUCCAAAUAAUACUCACACCCUGGGAAAUACCAGAACCUUGGAUAAUACCUGCACUUCAAAUAAUACUCACACCCUGGGCAGUAUCAGCACCUUGGAUAGUGCCUGCACUCCAAAUAAUACUCACACCCUGGGAAGUACCAGCACCUUGGAUGGUACCUGCACUCCAAAUAAUACUCACACCCUGGGAAAUACCAGCACCUUGGAUAUUACCUGCACUCCAAAUAAUACUCACACCCUCGGAAGUACCAGCACCUUGGAUAGUGCCUGCACUCCAAAUAAUACUCACACCCUGGGAAAUACCAGAACCUUGGAUAAUACCUGCACUUCAAAUAAUACUCACACCCUGGGAAGUCCCAGCACCUUGGAUGGUACCUGCACUCCAAAUAAUACUCACACCCUGGGAAGUACCAGGACCUUGGAUAAUACCUGCACUCCAAAUAAUACUCACACCCUGGGAAGUCCCAGCACCUUGGAUGGUACCUGCACUCCAAAUAAUACUCACACCCUGGGAAGUACCAGGACCUUGGAUAAUACCUGCACUCCAAAUAAUACUCACACCCUGGAAGGUACCAGCACCUUGGAUGGUACCUGCACUCCAAAUAAUACUCACACCCUGGAAGGUACCAGCACCUUGGAUGGUACCUGCACUCCAAAUAAUACUCACACCCUCGGAAGUACCAGCACCUUGGAUAGUGCCUGCACUCCAAAUAAUACUCACACCCUGGGAAAUACCAGAACCUUGGAUAAUACCUGCACUUCAAAUAAUACUCACACCCUGGGCAGUAUCAGCACCUUGGAUAGUGCCUGCACUCCAAAUAAUACUCACACCCUGGGAAGUACCAGCACCUUGGAUGGUACCUGCACUCCAAAUAAUACUCCCAUCCUGGGAAGUACCAGCACUUUGGAUAACACCAGUAGCAUGGAAAGUUCCGGCACAGACUAA